AUGGCUAAUGCAAUUGAAGAAGUCUUCCCCACAACAAAACAUAGGUGGUGUUUGUGGCACAUAAUGAAAAAGAUACCGAAAAAAUUGCAAGGCUAUAAAAAUCAUCUUGCUAUCCAGAACGAUGUGAAAAUGCUUGUAUAUGAUUGUUGUUCCAGAGUUGACUUUGAAAUAGGUUGGAAAGAAGUACUCAGGAAACACAAGUUAGAAAAUAAUGAAUGGUUAGGAAAUUUGUACGAUGAGAGACACAUAUGGGUGCCUUGCUACUUGAAAAAUCAUUUUUUGGCUGGUAUGUCCACAACUCAAAGAAGUGAGGGAAUGAAUGCUUUUUUUGAUGGAUACAUCAAUUCAAGUACGACACUUCAACAAUUUGUGGUUCAGUAUGAUAAUGCUCUUAAAUUCAAAGCCCAAAAAGAAAUAGAAGUCGACUUCUCUUCCCUCAAUACAACGGUUGCUUGUGGGUCUCAAUCACCUAUUGAAAGACAAUUUCAAGUUGAUUACACACAUGCAAAAUUUGAGGAAGUACAGAAUGAGUUUCAGUCCAGGAUGAAUUGUUUCAUCAAAGACACGGUCAAGGACUGUAUUUCUAACAAGUACACGAUUAAAGAAGAGUGCAUGUGGGAUGGAAAAUGUUCCGCCAAAUAUUACCAUGUUCAAUUUGAUCCUCUUACAAAGGAAACAAGCUGCUCUUGUCUACUAUUUGAGUUUAGAGGUAUUAUUUUUAGGCAUUGCCUACUGGUUCUCAGUCAGGAAGAUGUGCAAAAUGUCCCCUCCAAAUACGUGCUCCGUCGUUGGAGUAAAAAUAUCAUAAGAAAGCACACACUGAUUAGGGCAGGUUACAGUUCUUUGCAUCAGGAACCCAAGAUGCAAAGAUACCAAUCGUUGUUUAAGCGGUUCUAUGACAUAGCUGAGGCUGCAUUAAGUGAGGAAGGACAACUCAGGUAUGAAAGUCCAGUUACCGAUAGUCCAUCGUACACCGCAUGUGGAAGUAGUGAAGUACUUGUUCGCAGUCCCGUGGCGGUGAAGCGUAAAGGCCGACCAAGAACUAACAAAUUGAAGUCAAGUGUUGAAACACUAAGCAGAAAAAGGAAAACCACUUCAAGGAAACAUGCUUCAACAAGAACGCUUCAACAAAAUGAAACAACUACCUCUACUCUUACACAAUCUGAAGAGGUCCUUCGUUAUUCAAACGAAACGCAACAAGUUUCACAACUAUCUGAAAUGCCUCCACUUGGCUUUAUGUCAUUGUUAUCUGNNGUUCAUAAUAAUUUUGAUAACUCACUUUGA
This is a messenger RNA of Vigna radiata var. radiata (mung bean), 1284 nucleotides long. Its product is annotated as protein FAR1-RELATED SEQUENCE 5-like. Gene Ontology annotation, molecular function: zinc ion binding. The record is from RefSeq and is a predicted model, not a curated record. NCBI's taxonomy places the organism in Eukaryota, Viridiplantae, Streptophyta, Magnoliopsida, Fabales, Fabaceae. Gene Ontology annotation, biological process: regulation of DNA-templated transcription. The coding region runs from base 1 to 1284 and encodes 427 amino acids. The transcript has 3 exons.